Messenger RNA from Suillus paluster, 3105 nucleotides. RefSeq lists its product as uncharacterized. The record is from RefSeq and is a predicted model, not a curated record. Gene Ontology annotation, molecular function: phosphatidylinositol binding. NCBI's taxonomy places the organism in Eukaryota, Fungi, Basidiomycota, Agaricomycetes, Boletales, Suillaceae. The coding region runs from base 1 to 3105 and encodes 1034 amino acids. The transcript has 9 exons.
AUGACUUCAUCUCCUCCCGCCUCUUCGUCAACUUCAAAACAACGGCCACGUCGACCAACUCGUCAGAUACCCGCCGUUCCAAAUCGAACUGAUGAUCAGACGCAGGAUUCGGUUUCAUCCGAGGAGCACUAUUUGGCUCUGACACCUCUUCGUGCUCACUACCUCAAGAAAUCACUCAUACAACUCCAAUUCCACAAAGAAUUAGAUGACAUAACGAAUGCACCGGCUGAUGGUGUCUCCACCCUUGCAUAUCUUGGGCCCCCAUUUACAUCGCCACCAGAAAGUGCUAAGCCUCUCGAUUUACCCUUUUUGAAGUACAUCUUCCGGAAAUUUGUUUUAACAUUUCCCCUCCUCGCCGCCGCAGAGAAAAGUUUCUACUCAGAUAAGCUACAAGUAUUUGUUGCAUCCGCUCUUGCGAAAAACAUAUCUCCCACCUCAAUACUUGAGGAUGAAAGCGACCCCAAGGCUGCUCGCCUCCAAUUACUCGCCAAAAUGGAGCGGAACUUUGCCCUCUUUUUCAGCGCAGGUACAAAGCUAGUGGAACCAGAGGAGGUCGUCCGCCUCAACCAAAACGACCUCGAUCGACUCGAGCAACUCGCUCAGAAGCACCGGGCAUGGUUAGCCAAACAUCGCGAUGUGUUCGAAGUAAAUAUUGUAUGUGUGAGGACUGUCACAGACAAGGGUCGGGUCCGUAGUCGAGUUCACGAGGAAUUCAUCAUCAGGACUCGGCUAUCAGAGAAUAGGGAGUUUUGCGUGUCUCGAAGGUAUGGCGACUUCAAAACGCUUGCAGAUGAGCUGCGCAAAUUUCAUCCUGAAGAGAAUGUACCUUCCCCGCCAGUCAAAGAUCGCACGAUCGUCAAUAUUCCCCGCUCGACCUCUCCUCCAGAUGCCUCUAUCAUGUCCCGGAUGCAAGGCUCCACCGCAUCAUAUUACGGUUCCACGUUCUCAGAAGGUUCCUCUGAGUCGCCCCCUCAUUCUCCAUCCUCGCAGCAGUUUGGGAGUUCGGAAUCUUCACCGCGGCUUUCGCGAGAAAAGAACAGGCUGACCCUUAGAGCCUAUCUGCAUUCUCUCAUGAAUAACGUGGCAAUCGCGAGCUCUCCCGUUCUCAAAUCUUUCUUACUCAGCGGACCCACUAAUUUGAGCCCUGAAGAACUAGAAGAUGCACGGAGAAGAGAAGACGCAGAUGAAAUUCGUGAAAACGGGAGAAAACGAUUUGCGCAUGAAAUCGCGGUGCGUGUUGACGGACUUAGAGAUGCAGUCAAGAGUGUCAAGGGCGAUAUCAUGGGGAAAGACGGUCUUAGCCACAUCUUCGCCAUAAUCAAGGUGACUCCCGACGUAAAUCAACUACCUCCUAAUUACCGGGCUGUGACAGAAUGGGGUAGAAUAACGCUAGCCUCGACAAUCUUCCAAAUGUUUGUCGCGUCCGAUACUGCGUCGGAAACAUUUGCCAGCAUGAAGCGUUUACACGGACUGAUGCCUUACUUUUUGCUGAGGACAGCACUCAAGAUCAGCAGUCCAGUUACUAUGAUACGCACUGUGGUGGACAUCUUUUUGGCUACCCCCUUCGGUGGAAGAAGUCUUCUUCAACGGAUGUUCUCAAGCUCCCUCACGGAAGAGGUUAGAACCAUUGAAGAAGAUAUCGAAGCUGUAAAAGCCAAAGUUGAUGACCCUAUCAUGUGCGAGAAGCUCCGCCUGUUUGUCAACGCCCCGCGCGAGAUCCAGGACACCUACCGAGUGGAUGCAGCGGAGGGGAAAAUUCCUCUACUUGCGGUUGUUCUGCGCUCUGGAGAAGAACCCAGGUUGAAUCGUGAUCAAUUACGCCGAGUGCACCGGGCACAUCUUGCCCAUGCGACAUACAUGAGGGAGCGGGGCAGCCUCGCGGACUCGGACGAUGAUGAUGGGCCACGCGAUGAGGAGGCAUGGCUAUUUGAAGAUCUGAAGGUGCUCGUGCAGCUUUACUCGCGAUUGAGAGAUCGGGAACAGUUGAUUGCACUAAUAUUCGAGGGCGUCACCGCCGAAUUGCUGAAGGAUAUCAUCUCCAUUUUCUAUGCGCCAUUAGCCCAAGUAUACAGGGCUGCUAAUAUCGGAAAUUCUGUAUCAGAUCUGCAGAAUUUCAUCACCGAUUUAAUUAGAGUUGUGGAGGCUACGGAAACAAUGAGCGAACAGGAUCCCCAGGUCACCGUACAAAUUUUUAUUGACCUCGUGGGCCGGCACGAGCAAGCCUUUUACUCUUUCGUGCACAAGGUGCAUGCAAACGGGAAGGGCUUGUUUGAAAGCCUGAUGCGGUGGAUUGAGCUAUUCCUUACUGUCCUCCGCGAAGGGCUAGGAUCACUGGUAUCACUUGAAUUCCUACUGCCACACGGCGGGCAAGAGCGCGCGAACAUCAUGGACGAAAUAGACAGGGUCGCACGGUACCAUUACAAGUUAAAGAUCGCACACGAAGAAAAAGUGCGCAGGCGGUUCACGCGGGCUCAGGGACAUGAUGAUGCGGACGCAGAAGACGAGGCAACGCAGGCGCUAGUGCAUGGCGUGGUUGGGGAAAUUAAUUUUGGCGAACUGGUGCAAAGUGAUGCACUUGACCUUGCCGCGGAGGAAACAGAUGACGAAAGCGAUGAAUAUUCGAGCGAGUACGAAACAGACAGUUCGGGGAGCUAUGAAGACACCGAGAGCGAGGAGAACGAGGAGGAAGGGCCAACACCAACGAGGUCUCGGGUUCAGACAGCUAGGCCAUCUCCGCAUAUAUCGCCCCCGCAACACCCGCUGACUCCUCCACCUCUACAACAACCUCCCCCUUCUGACCGCCAGCGAUCCAUCUCAUUACGGAGUACUAAAUCCGCGAAUUUCUCGUAUCAGUCGAAGUGGAAAGAUGUCCCUCCAGUCCCACCAUUACCGUCAUCACUUCAUCGUGCGGAUAAACCAUUACCCCCACCUCCCCCCACGCUAACUUCACGUUCCGCGGAAAACGUUCGGCGGGCACCAAAUCACCCACCGCGCAAAUCGAAGGUGUCCACGAACACACUCAAGCCUCCCAAUCUUGUUCACAUUCCGCGGCUGUUGCCGUUAUUUGUUGAAGUAGUCAGUGCUGCUUCUCCUGAUGAAAUUUGA